UUUAGGGUCUUUCAAAAAUAGAUUUUAUUUUUUCCCCUAAGUACAACUAGAGCUUGUGAGAGGUCGGGGCACGGGUGUGUGUGAGUAAGGGGGCAUCUGGUCUCUCUUCUCCCAUCCAGUGCCCCCUGAAUUGUGAGGACAGGUUGAUGGAGGCGGUGACCCUAGACACUCCAGCCCUGUCUCUGUGUCUUAGCCUUGCAGGCAGCCCCGAAGAAAACAAAGGGCAGCCCCGGAGGGCCCAGACGCGACCUCUGGGGUCACGCCUGCAAAGCAGCCAGAGGCUCGCUGCAACGCCCUCCUGCAACUUGGGGCCCAGAUGCCCUCCUCCGGGCCGCUGCAGGAGGCGCAGCCAGGGUCAGAAGGCAUGCUGGGUCCCCACCUCCCUCAAAGUGCCCUCCUGAGCUCCCCCUUUGUGUCCUGUAUUCUGGGAGUUUGCCUGUCAUCUGAAGCCACCGCAUUUACUAGGAUAUUGGGGUCACUGGUCCAGGACGCAUGAUGGGUGCCGAGACUAGAGAGCCGUGACAGAAACCCCAGCCUGGCGUGACUGUGGCGCCUGCUGUGCGUACCUGUCGGCUAGAAUUUGAGGAUGUAGGGUCAAAAGGUGACCCUUAGUGUCACCAAGUCAGGAUCCCAGCUAGUUGCGCCACGGGGGUGGGAGAGUGCUUCCGUAAAAGGACUUGAAAAAUAAAUGGUCUCAUCUUCACACUUGCUUGGCCGCGUGCAUUUAGAAGAAGGGGCUGGUGUAUGGGUAAAUGGAUGCUGUCUCUUUAAAAUCGCUGGGCUGGACAAUGAGCGCACAGGAUGUGGUUUGGCGGCAGGGUUUUUUCCCCUUCGAUUUGGGGAAUUAUCACUUGGGGCCUUCUUGAGCUGGUGUGAACGCGCGGCGGCUGGGGAGGGGAGAUACAGGCGCCACACUCACGCUCAGUGCAGUCGGUCGUUUGCUUAAACCAAAUUAGCCGGGCUCUCGUUACUAUGGUGCAGCCGGGGCUUGCAGAGUCCCAGUAAUAGCAUUUAUUAGGUCUGUUUGCCUGGAAGCAUGCCUUCCCGGAUCUGAUAAUGCCCGGGUGCAGAAGAGUGUGGGAGAUGGUAUCAAGCAUUUGAUUACACUUGCAACAGGGAUUUUUUAAGGGGUAGGGCGUGGGGAGGGAGGAAAGAGAGAGGCCAACCGCCGUCCCUCGCUCUCCCGGGCGCGGUCUCUGCAGCCCGCUGCGGGCUGCACAAAGGGCGGCCCCGACCUCCCCAGGGCACGGUCGCGGGAGGGAGGUCGUGCUCCGGGCUCCCGCAGCUGUCAGACGUGGGUGGGGAGGAGCAAGGGCGGGCCGGCGGCCAGAGCGCGGAGUUGGGCAGCCAGAGGGGGGCCCCGCGGCGCCCGCAACCUCCCACUGUUUGCAAACGGCCCGCUGCCGGGCAGAGGGGAGCAUUGAGCAGUCUGAAGCGGGAGCAUCCGCUACGGGCCCUCGGCGGCCGGUCUGGUCAGGCUCCGCGGCCGCGCACGGGCAGGUCGCAAGUGGGACUCUCGUCACCGCAGCGCGCAGCCGAGAGCUCCAGGAGGACGCGGCGCAGACGGAAGGAGCCGCCCGCCGCUGCGCCCCUUCCCUUUCGCUUUCAUUAGGGGAGACAAAUCUGCUGUCAGGCAGCCAGCUUUCCAAUUUACCGAUAAUGAUUCUUGCAUGAAAAUUGAUCGAGGGGCUCUCCACCGCCGCGCGCUCUCGCCUCCCGCUCUCCUGCUCCUGCCGGCUGCGCCCCCGCGAGUUCCUCCUCCUCUUCUCCCUCCUCCCCACCCCCUCCGUCUGAGUCAGUGGUGGGACGCCGGGCGGGGAGAUAACCAAAAAGGGGGGGGUGCUGGUGCGAAGGGGGAAGGGAGUCUGCCCCGCCAGCGUCCCUAGCCCAAGACUUGUUUGUCGCCGCCGCCUCUCCUAUUGACUAGGCGAAAUCUGCCCCUCGGUACUUCUAGGCUGUUUGGGUAUUAAUUUUCUCCACCCCCAGCACCCCUGCCGAGCGCCCCCUCCUCCACUCCGCACCCCGCCCCUCCUCACCCAGUAGCUAAGGGGAAACGAAAACAAAGCCGAUUUCUCCUUGGCAACCAGAUGCCCCCUCCCGCCGCCCCCCUUCCUUUUCCCUUCUGGUUCUGAACGUGAAACCCUGUUGGAAACAGGUCUCUUGACCCUCGCCCUUGACAUUCAAAUGGCUGAAUGGAGGCGAGAUUGCUGUUCGCACGUCUUAGGGGGUGCUUUUUUUCUCUCCCUUUUCCUCUCUCUCUCUCUCCUGUCUCUUUUUCUUUCCAAUGAGUAAUCCCUGAAGACCUUAACCCCCCAAUUUCAUCACCCUCACCGCCCCCCUUUAUUUUUCUCUCUCCUGCUCUCCCGCCCUCUUCCCUCCACCAGCUCCCCCUCCUUUUUUUUUUUAAUUUGCAUCUCAAGUCCAAAAGGCAGAAAAUACACACGCGGCGAAGACGCCGGGCCGCGGUGGAGGCUCCGGCCCUUCCUUGGUCAAUUACCUCACUGUGGAUCUGCUCGGGCCGAGGUGGCCGAACCUGCCCGGGCGCUGGACUGAGAGGCAGCCUUUGAUCUUGGAGAGGAAAGGAAAAAACACACAAACUGGUUUCAACCCCCAGCGUUCUGGGGAUCGCUCUUUUGCCUUCAGUUUAUUGUUUUGGACAUUUUUGAGCGCCGUGGCUUGGACGCUGGUUUUGUUUCAUUGCUGGACUUGAAUUUUUUUUUCCCUCAUUUCCUUCUUCGUCCCUCUCUGGCCACUAUGGAAUUCUAACCUGAGCCAUGUUCGGACUGAAGCCGCCUCUCUAUUACUUACCAGGCAUGAGCCAUGAGCCCAAGUCCCCUUCAGUAGGGAUGCUUUCCACGGCGACCAGGACCACCGCCACCGUCAACCCCCUCACCCCCUCACCACUCAAUGGCGCCCUGGUGCCCACCGGUAGCCCGGCCACCAGCAGUACGCUGUCGGCCCAGGCCGCGCCAUCCUCCAGCUUUGCUGCCGCGCUGCGCAAGCUCGCCAAACAGGCAGAGGAGCCCAGAGGGUCUUCACUGAGCAGCGAAUCGUCCCCGGUGUCCUCCCCAGCUACCAACCACAGCUCUCCAGCCAGCACGCCCAAGAGAGUGCCCAUGGGUCCCAUCAUUGUGCCCCCUGGGGGUCACAGUGUCCCCAGCACUCCCCCUGUGGUCACUAUUGCGCCCACCAAAACCGUCAAUGGAGUCUGGAGAAGCGAGAGCCGCCAGGACUCUGCCUCACGAGGCAGCAGCAGUGGUCGGGAGCGCCUGCUCGUGGAGCCCCCUCUAGCUCAGGAGAAGGCAGCAGGCCCAGCCAUCCCCUCCCACCUGCUCAGCACCCCAUACCCCUUCGGCCUCUCCCCCAGCUCAGUUGUACAAGACUCCCGCUUCCAACCACUCAACCUCCAGCGGCCUGUGCAUCACGUGGUACCCCCCAGCACGGUGACUGAGGACUACCUGAGAAGCUUCCGACCCUACCACACGGCUGAGGACCUACGCAUGUCCUCCCUGCCUCCACUUGGCCUGGACCCAGCCACCGCUGCUGCCUACUACCACCCCAGCUACCUGGCCCCACACCCGUUCCCCCACCCGGCCUUCAGGAUGGAUGACUCCUAUUGCCUGUCAGCCUUAAGGUCUCCGUUCUACCCCAUCCCCACUCCUGGUUCCCUGCCUCCGCUGCACCCAUCAGCCAUGCACCUGCACCUCUCUGGGGUCCGCUACCCACCUGAGCUCUCACACUCAUCCCUGGCAGCGCUGCACUCGGAACGGAUGUCCAGCCUCAGUGCAGAGAGGCUACAAAUGGAUGAAGAGCUGCGGAGGGAGAGAGAGCGGGAGCGAGAACGUGAGCGGGAGGCCGACCGAGAGCGGGAGAAGGAGCGCGAGCGGGAACAGCGGGAGAAGGAGCGGGAGAAGGAGCUGGAGCGAGAACGGGAGAAGGAGCGGGAGCGGGAGCUGGAGCGCCAGCGGGAGCAGCGGGCGAGGGAGAAGGACCUGCUGGCUGCCAAGGCGCUGGAGCCCACCUUUCUGCCUGUGGCUGAGCUGCAUGGGCUCCGGGGCCAUGCCACUGAGGAGCGGCCCAAGCCCUCAGAGCAGCUCACCCCAACCCGAGCAGAGAAGCUGAAGGAUGUGGGCUUACAGGCACCCAAGCCUAUGCAGCAUCCGCUGCACCCAGUGCCUGCCCCACACCAUACCGUGCCCAGCCUCAUCUCCAGCCACGGCAUCUUCUCUCUCCCGGGGAACAGUGCCGCCACCGCACUGCUGAUCCAGCGCACCAACGAGGAAGAGAAGUGGCUGGCACGCCAGCGACGGCUGCGGCAAGAGAAGGAAGACCGCCAGUCCCAGGUGUCCGAGUUCCGGCAGCAGGUGCUGGAGCAGCACCUGGACCUGGGCCGACCCCCAGUGCCCGCAGAGGUGGAGCACAGGCCUGAGAGCAGCACCAGGCCAGGACCAAACCGUCAUGACCAGAGCAGCCGUGAACCCCCACAGCACUUUGGUGGGCCCCCACCCCUCAUCUCACCCAAACCCCAGCACCAUACUGUGCCCACAGCCCUUUGGAACCCAGUGUCUUUGAUGGACAAUGCCCUGGAGACGAGGCGGGCUGAGAGCCACUCCCUGCACAGCCACCCGACGGCUUUUGAGCCCAGCCGUCUGGCUGCCGUGCCAUUGGUGAAAGUGGAGCGUGUCUACUGCUCUGAGAAGACAGAGGAGCCCCGGAAGCGCGAGGCCACACCAUUGGACAAAUACCAGCCAUCGCCAAGGGAGACAGGAAACCUGGAACCUCAGGCCUUUCCCCAUGGACCUGGGCCUUUCCUUGCUGAACUUGAGAAAUCAACACAGACCAUCUUGGGCCAGCAACGGCCCUCCCUUUCCCAGGCGACCUCCUUUGGGGAGCUCAGUGUGCCCCUGAAGCCAGGCUCUCCCUUCUGCCACCCCACACCGAGGGGCCCUGACCCAGCGUACAUCUAUGAUGAGUUUCUUCAGCAACGCCGGAAGCUGGUCAGCAAGCUGGACCUGGAGGAGCGCAGGCGGCGAGAAGCUCAGGAGAAAGGGUACUACUACGACCUCGAUGACUCUUACGAUGAGAGUGAUGAGGAGGAGGUCAGAGCACACCUCCGCUGCGUGGCUGAGCAGCCACCCCUCAAACUGGACACAUCCUCUGAGAAGCUAGAGUUUCUGCAACUUUUUGGCUUGACCACCCAACAGCAGAAGGAGGAGCUGGUGGCACAGAAGCGCCGGAAGCGGAGGCGGAUGCUGCGAGAGAGAAGCCCAUCGCCACCAGCGAUUCAGAGCAAGCGGCAGACGCCUUCCCCCAGGCUGGCUCUGUCCACCCGCUACAGCCCCGACGAGAUGAACAACAGCCCCAACUUCGAGGAGAAGAGGAAGUUCUUGACCUUCUUCAACCUGACGCACAUUAGUGCAGAGAAGAGGAAAGACAAAGAGAGGCUUGUUGAAAUGCUCCGUGCCAUGAAGCAGAGGGCACUGUCUGCAGCAGACUCAGUGACAAACUCCUCGAGGGACAGUCCUACCAUCUCCCUGAGUGAACCAGCCACACAGCCAGCUCCUCUGGAGACAGACCAACCUGCCGGGGUCCCUGCCUCUUUAUCAGAUGUCCCAAAGGCCGUGGAAACUGGGAGACUGGAACAGCUCCGGCCCCAGGAGCUCUUGAGGGUUCAGGAGCCAGCUCCUACCGGCGGUGAGAAGGCCAGGCUGAGUGAGGCCCCUGGGGGCAAGAAGAGCCUGAGCAUGCUCCAUUAUCUCCGGGGCGCUUCGCCCAAGGACAUUCCUGUGCCGUUGUCCCACAGCAUCAACGGAAAGAACAAGCCUUGGGAACCCUUCAUGGCAGAAGAGUUUGCACACCAGUUCCACGAGUCAGUACUGCAGUCAACACAGAAGGCUCUGCAGAAGCAUAAAGGGAGCUCGGCUGUGCUAUCUGCAGAGCAGAACCACAAGGUUGACACGGCAGUCCACUACAACAUUCCUGAGCUGCAGUCCUCCACCCGGGUUCCCUUGCCCCAGCACAAUGGACAACAGGAGCUGCCUGCUGGGAGGAAGGGCCCCCCUGUGCAGGAGGUGGACCAGGACUCUGAGGAAGACAACGAAGGUGACAGUGAAGAGGAAACUGAGGAAGCCCCCAGGCGCCAGUGGCAAGGGAUUGAGGCAAUCUUUGAAGCUUACCAGGAACACAUAGAAGAGCAAAACCUGGAGCGGCAGGUGUUACAGACACAGUGCCGGCGGUUGGAGGCACAGAACUACAGCCUCAGCCUGACUGCAGAACAGCUCUCUCACAGCAUGGCGGAGCUGCGGAGUCAGAAACAGAAGAUGGUCUCAGAGCGGGAGCGGCUCCAGGCGGAGCUGGACCACUUACGGAAGUGCCUUGCCUUGCCCACCAUGCACUGGCCUAGGGGCUACUUUAAGGGAUAUCCAAGGUGACGGUUUCCCUUGCACUAGGCUGAACCUAUAGCAUAGAAAUAUUAUCUAUUUUAUUACCUUGAAUAUUUAAUAUUUUUCACUGGGAGGUUUGAAGCUUACAAAUUGAGAACGUGCCAUGCAUGAAACAAAGAAUUCCAGGCUCCAGAGAGGACAUCACCUCGAGUCACCUGUCUCAGCUAAGACUCAGUUUCUCUUUCUAAUGGCGGUUGUAUUCCUUCUUUCCCCAUGUUCUUUGUCUCCAACCCUGAUGCCCACCGUGCAUGUGGCUAAGGGAGAGCCAACUGGCUAUUUCUUGUGUUGCUGUGCCUCGAGAGCCCUGCUUGCUCUAGCUGUGGCCUGGGAGUUACCUCCUCCUCCCAGGAAGACUAACUUGCACUGAGAAAGCUGGGUGUAUGCAAGCAAGGGCUCACGAUUGGUCACCUUCCUGCGCCAUCGGCAAAGCCACAGGUCCUAGGAGCAUGCAAGCUAGUCAAGGCUUCUCCCUGGAACAGCUCUUAGGAAAAGAGGCAAACCCACACCCGAAGGUACCUUAUUUUCCUUGGGGAAGAUGAGUGGAGCUGUCCACAGAUAGCCCACCCACUGGAUUGCUACCGCUGUGUGGCGUUUUCAUACAAACAUGUUUUGAGAGAAAAGUCAAAGGUGCUUCAGCCUUGUACUGUGUAUAUAUUAAAAAAAAGUUUUGUAUGUUUUUAUUACUUUAAUUAUUGUUAUAAAAAGCCUGCCAUUUUUAAUAUGUGGUUUGGGGAAUUUUGUUUGUUUUUCCUGUUUGGGGGUUCCUUUUUUUUUGUUUGUUUUGUUUUCGUUUUUUCUGGUUAAAAAAAGCAACCUGCUUUUAGUGUUUGUGCUGCUGCUGGUCAGGACAUUAAAGUGCUCAAGUUUUAGAAAGUAGAGCUCACCUAUGCGGCGUCCCACACGGCAGGGCUGAGGGGCACUCGGGGCUAGUCUGCUGUUGAGAUCAGAGUGACCCACAUGCAGCAGGAACUUGAAGUAAAGCUGCGGGAGCUGAGCUCCUGCGACAGGCACAGCUAUGACAGAGGGCUCUGGGUUAUCUCCUUUCCCAGUUCCAGCUCCUCAGCUGGGUUGACCAACUUGAGAGCCUCUCCCUGCCAGAGCUUGUGGCUGUCACUCCAUAAGAAUGGGGAGAGGAAGCUGAGCCUACCCUUGGCCACCAGGCUUAAUGGCGAUACAGAGCAGCUUGCUGGCAGUCCCCCUGCCAAGAAUCUAGUCAUUAGCAAACUCGGACAAGAAUAGUGCCACCAGUAUUGUCAGCAGUCCCUCCCUUGGCACAGGAGCAACAGCAGAGAGGCAAUGCUAAGGCCUCUGCCCCAUAGUCAGUUGGAAAUGGUGUGCAGGUGAGCAGAGGCUGCAUGCCCAGGGACACAGCGUUCCCCAAGUUCCCAAUUAAAUGCUGCUUGUGCUCACACCUUAGUGUUUAGUUUUCCUGUCCUAGGCUAAACUCCACUGAAGACUGGAAGCUUUUGCUAAUCUGCUUGGUAUGCUUUGGGAAAAGUAGGCCCCAUAACUAAGGGCACGCGCACAGCCCCUCCCAUUAUCUCAUAGGAAUUCCCCUGGCUGAGUAUGUGACCAUGCAAGAGAUAGCUUCCCAGGUUGGCCUGGGGCACAAGCUGAGCCACUGGCCUGGCAAUGCCUAUGUCCCUUCCAAACAAACGCCCUUGCCUGCCUGUUGAGCCCUGAAUAUUCCCAUGCUCACAAGUGACAUGACAAUCAGAAUCGGGUACAAGCCAGUAAGGUGGCAGGCAAGUGUGCCACUCCCACCACACGUGGUCCUCCCAUCCCACAUAGUCUAAGACACUGAUGAAGCGGAAAACACAGUACAAUCUUCCAGGUACCACACACAGUCCCCGGAGGUCUUCCAACCUUUCCCCACUACAGAUCUGCUCCAGGAUGGACUGUGUAAAAUGAGUAUGUACAUGAGAUACUGUACAUCCAAUUCUUGACCGUGUCUUCCCACUUCACCUCCAAGGGAUAGUUGCCAUCUGUCCUGACUGGAAAUUUCACCAAGCUUGUGAUAGACACACACAGUGUUAGAUCCCAUAGCUCCAUGUUUGAUUAGAUCUUUUUUUAAAGAAAAAAGUUUCGUAUCAUUGGAGCCAAACUGAUUCAAGACCGGCCAUCAUGAGUGACUAAGAAAGGACUGUCAACACUUUAGUACAUGGUACCUGAAAGACCCACAGCUUGUACCAUCACACCAGACUGUACCACUAGGGUACCCAGAGGAUCACAGGGAGAGCUGCCCCAACAGUGGGGAAUUGCAGCCAUGCUCACAGCACUGCCAAAUCUCAGUUAAACUGAACUGCAAACGUAGAUGCCUCCCUCCCCUGCCCUCUGACCAGGUCCCAGCAUGGAGAUGGCCCGCACAGCAGGCUCAGCACCUCUGAGGUGUGCAUUAGCGCUUAGCAGCAGUCUGUACUCUUCCAAGUAGUCAAGCUCUGGCGUCACUGCUUGCCGUAGCCUGUCCCCACUGUCUGAUCCAGUGCUUAACCUCAACCCUAGAGGCUGCCUUGACCCGAGGAGGCAUCUCACUGGUUUUGUACUUGUGUGUGCCCUACACCUCAUUGCUAGGGCAGCGGACCCAGGCAGGAGGGAGGACGGGUGCCUCGGUCACUCUGGGGGCAGUUUAGAUGCUGUGAAAUUAAACCCGUUCUAAGUGUACUUGUUUGAAUUAACUGUAUUGUAAUAUUAUUUGUUGAAUGUAGUAAUUAGGUAUUUAUGAAUAUAUUGCUGUAAUUUCUGACAUCCCAAAAAUAAAAUCUUCCUAAAUCA
This is a messenger RNA of Mesocricetus auratus (golden hamster), 9215 nucleotides long. RefSeq names its product Gse1 coiled-coil protein (gene Gse1). The coding region runs from base 2775 to 6431 and encodes 1218 amino acids. The transcript is spliced from 16 exons. NCBI's taxonomy places the organism in Eukaryota, Metazoa, Chordata, Mammalia, Rodentia, Cricetidae. The record is from RefSeq and is a predicted model, not a curated record.